Messenger RNA from Myxocyprinus asiaticus (Chinese sucker), 861 nucleotides. Its product is annotated as VIP peptides-like. NCBI's taxonomy places the organism in Eukaryota, Metazoa, Chordata, Actinopteri, Cypriniformes, Catostomidae. Gene Ontology annotation, biological process: regulation of sensory perception of pain; negative regulation of apoptotic process; regulation of protein localization. The transcript has 7 exons. Bases 102 to 554 code for a protein of 150 amino acids. Gene Ontology annotation, cellular component: extracellular region; perikaryon; neuron projection. Gene Ontology annotation, molecular function: neuropeptide hormone activity; peptide hormone receptor binding. The record is from RefSeq and is a predicted model, not a curated record.
CACAGACAGACAGGAGGUGCAGGAAAACUAGUCUUCAUUUGUACAGGUAUCAGCGCCGUGGACGGAGCACGUAUACUAAAAAAAACAUCUCAACCACAGCAAUGACUUCACUAAGCAGUUGUCAGAUGCUCCUCUUGACUGCGAUCUGCAGCAUGUUCUGCUGCAGGACUUUUGCACUACCUGCGAUCUCGCCAUAUCCUGACAUGAGAUCAGGUCUUGAUGAAGAUGUGGAAGAUGACUGGAGCAGAGACCCGUCACUACAAGAUCUAGACGCAUAUAAACUCCUGUAUGACAUCGCAAACACAGUUGAGAGACCAUCGAGGCAUGCUGAUGGACUGUUCACCAGUGGAUACAGCAAACUUCUCGGACAACUUUCUGCGAAAGAAUAUCUGGAGUCAUUGCUUGCAAAGAGAGUCAGUGAUGACUUGGGUGUGGAGCAGAUGCCAAUUAAACGUCACUCAGACGCAGUCUUCACAGACAACUACAGCCGAUACCGUAAACAGAUGGCGGCCAAGAAAUAUCUCAACUCCGUUUUAGCAGGAAAAAGGAGGUGAUGCACUCAUACUGGCUAUACUAUUUAACAUGUGAUAUGGACUGCAGUACGACAUACAGUCAACUCUUUCUCUAUAUUCAUAUUGUAUAUUCGAGCUUAUCUUUCAUGGGCUGAAACACAAUUCACUAACACAACACAAACUGAUUUAAAUGACUAUAAUCAGACUCUUGAGUAUUGGUGUAACAAAUACAGUUUGCUAAAUAACAUUUUCCGGUCUUUUUUGUGUGCGUGUGUGUUGUUGACAAAGCUGUUAAAUCUAUCGAGAUCUAUUCCUUAUAAAUAAAUUCAGAAUGAAACAAUAAAGAUGA